GCAUGCCUUACGCUCACUUUUACCGUCGCCUUCACCUUCACCUUCACUUGCACUGUUGUUGUGUCUGAGAUACCUACCCUCUCCUAGCUUAUCCGCACUUACACUGCAACUGCAAAUCGGCCCCUCACAGCUCCAUAGCUCCAUCGACCCGUCGCUCUCCCCUACCCAAGGUACAGAUACAGAGAGUACCGUAAUACCAUAAUACCCCGCCAUACCCUCCGCGGGCCCCCGUCCGACUUCGCCGUACGGCGUCAACACCGGAGUUUCUCCCCGUCGCAUCUUGCCUGUCAUCGCCAUCACCAUCAUCAUCAUCAUCACCACCGACAAGCCCGAACCAUGGCGUCCCGAACCGUGAUCCCCAUCGACAAGAACUGGCAGUUCAGACAGGCCGAUAAGGAUGACAGCGACCUUCUCGCCGUCAGCCAGUUCCCGACCAACGUUCACCUCGACCUGAUCCACCACAAUAUCAUCCCCGACCCCUUCAUCGGCAAGAACGAGCUCGACGUGCAGUGGAUCGGGGAGAAGCAAUGGCUGUACAAGACCACCUUCGCCUCCGAGGCCAUUCCCGAGGGCGCCCAGGCCGUCCUGGCCUUUGACGGGCUCGACACCUUUGCGACGGUCGUGCUCAACGGCAAGACCAUCCUCGAGACGGACAACAUGUUCACCCCGGAGCGCGUCGACGUCACAGCCGUGCUCGCCAAGGAAGGAGGCGACAACGAGCUGGUCAUCACCUUUGACAGCGCCUACCUGCGCGGCUGGAAGCUGGUCGAGAAGUACCCCGAUCACAAGUGGGGGUGCUGGAACGGCGACAACUCGAGGCUGGCUGUGCGGAAAGCCCAAUACCACUGGGGCUGGGACUGGGGCCCAACGCUCCUGACCUGCGGUCCCUGGAGGCCCAUCAACCUCGAGAUCUACGAGUCCCGCCUCUCCGACCUCUACUUUGAGACCACCGUCGACGACUCCCUCAAGAGCGCCAAAGUCGUCGCCCAUGCCACGACCGAGGGAAACGCCUCCAAAGUCCGCUUCGACGUCUCCCUUGACAGCAAGUCGCUCGCCUCCGAAACGGUCGACGCCAAAGCCGAUGCCGACACCUCGGCGACCUUCCAGAUCCAGGACCCCGCGCUGUGGUACCCCAUCCGCUACGGCGAGCAGCCCCUCUACACCGUCACGGCCACUCUCCUGGCCAACGACAACGAGGUCGACAGCCUGUCCAAGAGGAUCGGCAUUCGCAAGGUCGAGCUGGUGCAACGCCCCCUCAAAGAGCAACCCGGCACGUCCUUUUUCUUCCAGGUCAACAACGUGCCCGUCUUCUGCGGGGGGAGCGACUGGAUCCCCGCCGACAACUUCAUCCCGCGCAUCAGCAAGGAGAGGUACUACGACUGGAUCCGCCUGCUGGCCGACGGCAACCAGUUCAUGGUUCGCGUCUGGGGCGGCGGGAUCUACGAGGAGCCGGCCUUCUACGACGCCUGCGACGAGCUGGGCGUCCUCGUCUGGCAGGACUUCAUGUUCGGCUGCGGCAACUAUCCCGCCUGGCCGGAGCUGCUGCAAUCCAUCGACCGCGAGGCACGGGAGAAUGUCAAGGCGCUGCGGCACCACCCGUCCAUCGUCAUCUGGGCCGGCAACAACGAGGACUAUCAGUACGCCGAGAGCGAGAACCUGACGUACGAUCUCGCCAACAAGGACGCUCAGAGCUGGCUCAAGACGGACUUCCCCGCCCGCUACAUCUACGAGAAGAUCCUCGUCGACGCCUGCAAGGACCUCAUUCCCGACACCUUCUACCACUUUGGCAGCCCCUGGAGCGGCCAGGACACGAGAGAUCCGACUGUUGGCGACCUGCACCAGUGGAACGUCUGGCAUGGCACUCAGGAGAAGUACCAGAACUUUGACAAGCUCGUCGGCCGCUUCGUCUCCGAGUUCGGCAUGGAAGCCUUCCCCUCGGUCAAGACCAUCGACGCCUACUUGCCCAAGGGCAAAGACGACCCGGACCGCUACCCGCAGUCGUCGACCGUCGACUUCCACAACAAGGCCGACGGCCACGAGCGCCGCAUCGCCCUGUACCUCGUCGAGAACUUCCGCUACGCGCCCGACCCGCUGGAGCACUUCGUCUACUGCACCCAGCUCAUGCAGGCUGAGUGCCUCGCGUCGGCGUACCGCCUGUGGAAGCGCCAGUGGAAGGGCCCUGGCAGGGAGUAUUGCGGCGGCGCCCUCGUCUGGCAGAUCAACGACUGCUGGCCCGUCACGUCGUGGGCCAUCUGCGACUACUACCUCCGCCCCAAGCACGCCUACUACACCGUCAAGCGCGAGAUGGCGCCCAUCUCCAUCGGCAUCACGCGCACCGAGCACAAGCACCCGCGCGACAAGUACACGCGCGUCGACAUCGACACAGAGUCGCGCAUCGAGAUCUGGGGGUCCAACCUGCAGCUCGAGGACCUGACCGUCGACCUCGUCGUCAAGGCUUGGGACGUCGAGACGGGCGAGGAAACGUACCACGAGACAGUUGACAAGGACUUUGUCCUGCCGGAGAACAGGUCCACCGAGAUGGCGGCCUUCGCGGUGCCCGCCAGACAAAAGGGCGACGAGGGGAGGACCGUCGUAGCGGCGUACCUAGUUCAGGGCGGCAAGCAGAUUGCGAGGUAUGUCAACUGGCCUGAGCCGCUCAAGUACCUGCACCUGCAGAAGCCCAAGAGCCUCAAGGCGGAGCUGGCUGAGGGCGGCGAUGUGGUGGAGAUCAGCGCCGAGGUGCCCGUCAAGGGCGUCGCGCUCGAGGUCGAGGACGACGGCGUGGUCUUCAGCGACAACCUGAUCGACAUUGUGCCCGGGGAAGUUGUCAGGAUCGGUGUCAAGGGGGCCAGCAAGGAGACCAAGCUCGAGACGAGGUACCUGGGUAUGUUGAAUUAGACGGCCAGAGAUACUGAAGAUUAAGAGGUGGAACCAUGGGAGCUAUAAGCUAUCAUUCUCAUGAAGAGUAAUCCAAAAGUGGAUGAAGUUCGUCAUAGUCUUCGGCGUGACCCGGAUCUAUAUAAGAACAACAAAGAGCAUUAAGAGUUUAAUGCUGUUCACUCUCGAGACGUGGAUACAAUAUGACAAAGAACAGAAGCUAAAGGACCAGGUUGAGACUGGACUGUAUUAAUCAAAACAAUUACGAGGAGGUAUCAUUCAUAACUGAGAAGCUAGACGGACCGGUCUUUGCCCAUGUCAUCUAUAUCCAGUCCCAAUAAACACACACGAACUCCUCAAAAAUGGGAGAGAGAAAAAAACGAGAAAAUAUGACACUGUCAAGGCGGCUCCCUCAUUUCAUAUUAUCAAAGUCCCGUUCAUGCGACCAAAACCCCCCCCAUGCCAUCGCUCAUCCUAUUUUAACCGC
Molecule: messenger RNA, 3364 nt
Organism: Colletotrichum destructivum
Lineage: Eukaryota; Fungi; Ascomycota; Sordariomycetes; Glomerellales; Glomerellaceae
Product: Putative glycoside hydrolase, family 2, immunoglobulin-like beta-sandwich, beta-mannosidase
Exons: 3
Coding region: 337-2898 (853 amino acids)
Biological process (GO): carbohydrate metabolic process; glycoprotein catabolic process
Molecular function (GO): beta-mannosidase activity
Source: RefSeq, a predicted model, not a curated record